CGUUGUUUACUGUAGUAGGACACGAUCCGUCGGUUCUCGGUAUUCAAAUCCGCUUUCCACCAUUACCUUACUGUGUAUGAUCUGUGCAUUAAAACACUGCCUGUCCGUGUAUCCUACAUUUUACUGUUCCUUCUAGAGGGCGAUUAACACAAGGGGUGCUAUUUGCUGCUCCUUUUUUCCCACUAGUAAGCAUCGGUUUACGUAUUCGGAACAAGCGUCGCUUGUUUUGGAAAAUCUUUUACUUUUUCGCCGCGCAAAAGUGCAUCGAUUCCGUGGUUAGGAGUGGCAACGGAAAAGGAUCCCGUUUUCAAAGAGAGUAAUGGAAAAAUAACAGUUUGCUCAACUUUUUUCCUUCCUUGUUGCAAAGAUUGGUUUUGAGUGAAAUAUAAGAAGUAAUAUUGUUACACGUAUUGGCAACUGCUGAGGAUCUAUAGUGAUAAGCUAAUAAGUGCUAAAGGUGAUUGUUUCAGUGGUGUAUAGAUCGAUCGCUGGUGAAUCCGCCCGAACAAAUACAUAGUGCGCAAUAGUGAUUGCAGCUGGAUGUGUAGCGUUACGCGGCGUUAGCAAAAGGAUACUUUUGCCACAAGGAUUAUUCCGUAUUGGACAAUUUUUUUCCGGCCGAUAUUUAUUCGUCAUCCAAAAUAACGUUUGGAGCAAAACGACGAUCAUUUCCGCGUACGCCAAAAAACCUACUCGUAAAGUAGGAACAAAAGAUUUAGCGCACAACCGUUAGGAAACCUCAUUAGCCAUGGGCGAGACGGACGAUAAAGAUACAGCACCGCCGACGGUAAUCGAGAAGCCAGCCACAGAAACACCUGCUCCAGCCGUUGACAUUCAGGAACCGGAAGUAGAUGCAAAAGAAACCGAGAAGCUACUUGGUCACAGCGAGGAGAAAACCGAUGAAAAAGAAACGGAAAAACCUGCCGACGAAAAAAAGAAAAGUAGUGAAAGCGUGAACGGAACGAACGGCGAAGAAAUAAUCAAUAUCCCAGAGGAAGCUACGAACGAAACUGCCAAAGCCGAGGAAGACAAACCCAAAUCGGAUAAACCCAACAAAGUACAAGCGGAGGAACGAGAGGUCAAACCCAAGAAAGUUCCGGCCGGUGCCUUCAAACUGCCAGGAUUUUUCAACAAGAACAAAACCAAGGAAGCAGAUGGUGCUGACAAUGAACUGCUAGAGAAGCAAGACGUUGAGAAAGAGGUGAAACCUGCUGAAAUCGAGGAGAAACCGAAGCGAGCUGGAUUCUUCGCUAACCUACGGCUUAGAAAUCCAUUCGCUAGAAAACCAGCAGAAACUCCAGCGGCCGACGAAUCCAAAACUAAGCCAGAGGAAGAAGAAAAUGACGAAGUGACGGCGGAAGCCACCGACAAGAAACCGGACGAGGAUGAAACCGUCGUCGCCGAAAAGAAGGAAGAAGAAGCUAGCCAAGCUCCGAAGAAAGGAUUGCUGGACGCACUGAAAGUUCCCUUGGCCAGCAUAAUUCCCAAACGGUUUAAAUCUGGCAACGGUGAAACAGAAGACGAUUUGGAGCUCGGAAAGAGACCGAAAAAUCAAGCCGGUCUGGCUUCGAUGGAGACGUUGGAUGAUUCGCUGAAGGACACGGAACAGAAAGAUACUGUCGAUAAGGCGGCCGUGGCAGCAGCUGCUGCAAACGGUACCGAUUCGGAAGCGCUAGUCAAACCCGAAGAGAAGAAGGACGCCGAGAAGGAGGAAGCCGAUGAACAGACGCCCUCGAAAUAUCCCUGUCUGGAGCGAAUUCGGACGUACAAGUGUUCUGUGGACGACAUUGCCAUAAUCACCGGAAUCUUCGUAUUCCUGCUGCUACUCGCCCUGAUCAUCGCAUUCACCUUUAUCGGCAAGAGCGAACCGAUCACGGCUCCGGUUCGUGAUGGAAAGUACAUCGAGACGGUUACCUCCUGUGGCAAAGUGGAAGGUAUUUUGGAGGAUGGAGCUUUUGCAUUCCGCGGUAUACCAUACGCCGUCCCACCGGUUGGACCUCUUCGUUGGAAGGCUGCGCAACCGAUCGAAAACAUCAACUACUGCUGGAAUGAAACGCUGAAGGCUCACAACGCGACCCCCGUGUGCUGGCAGUUCUACGCCGAUGGAAAAGUUGACGGUGCCGAGGACUGUUUGACUCUGGACGUGAUCACACCACAUGUACGCUACGAUAACCCGCUCCCGGUGGUUGUUCUAAUCGGUGCCGAAUCCUUCACCGGAGAGUCACCCGGUAAACUGCGACCCUCGACUCGUUUCGCCCGUGCACGUGAUGUUAUAUUCGUGCGUCCGAAUUUCCGACUGAACGUUUUUGGAUUCCUAGCACUUGAACAACUGACCAAGUCCGCUCAUCCCCCUACCUCAGGAAACUACGGCCUAUCGGAUAUCAUUGCCGCUCUCAAGUGGAUUCAGUUGAACAUUGCCCAUUUCGGUGGUGAUCCAAAAUCGGUAACUCUGUUCGGACACCGCGCAGGUGGAUCAAUCGUUGCAGCUCUAGCCUCGUCCAACAAGACCACUAAGCUGUUCGCUCGAUCAUGGAUCUCGUCCGCAGCGGCUAUCUUCCCUGGCAACCCUCUAUCUGAUUCAGAGAAAGCUAAUGCAGCAUACCUUGGCCGCAUCAAGUGCUCAGAUGCCAAAUGUCUACGGGAAAAAGAGGACGAAGACGUUUUGGAUGCGGUUCCCGAUACCUGGAGAAGAAUAUUCCCUGACCUUCCAUCGAUCGAUGAAAACACAACCGCCACUCAUGAAUGGCUCACGCUCGAUGGACGGAUUCUUCAACAGCACCCGGCCGAUGUUUGGAGCUCGGAAACUGGAAACCUCAAAUACGUAAUCGGUUCAACGGCCCACGAAAGUCAUUCGGAUAAACUACGUCUCAAGUACACCGAGUGGACUCCGGAGCUGGUUAUCAAACACAUCAACGAGAGCAUGAUUGGCAAGCUUGGUCUCACGGAGGAAGCCCUCAAGCGAUACAACGCCACCUACAAGGGAUUGGUGUCAAUGAUCUCCGACAUUCGAACAGUGUGCCCACUGUUGACAAUUGCCCAGAAACUUCUUACCUCACAGUUCUACGUCGUGACGCAGACCGGAGGCGAAUUAAACAUUGCCGAUGUUGACUCGGACAUUCAGGCCAUCCUGGGUCGCUACGAACCGAAAUCUCCCGAGCAAAGACGAUACAUGUCGGCUAUACAGCAACUGUUCUAUCACUACGUCUCGCAUGGCGAAAUCAAGUCAGAGCUGCGACGGAAAUUGCUCGACAUUGGCCAAGAUGCUCUGCCCACCUACAACACCACUAAUUGCGAAUUCUGGAUCAAGAACGAUGUCGUGCCACGGUACGCGCGGUUAGAUUAAAAUGUAAAGAUAGGAAAGUGUUGUUCUAUGUAGACGCUAAGCAAACACAAGUUAGAACAGAACCAGUUAUUUAAUGUAGCUCUCUUUUGGAAACACAAUCGAGCCAAUAAUUGUACGCAAACCAUAGCUCAGGCCAAAAAGUGGACCGUUUUUUCUGCUUCCUAUACCAAUGGUAGCUUUUUGAUACGAGCAGUUUUUACAGUCGCCCAUUUUUAAUGGCGAAAUACUCCUUCCCCCUUUUUGCAGUAUUAAUUAAAAAAAUCAUCUUGACAGUUCAUUUCCAAAUAGUUUUGACCAAAUAUAUCGCGUAGAUUUCAUUCUUCAUCGAUUCUAGGGAAUUUUUAAAGCAUUUUGAAACGGCUUGACCAUGGUCAUAAUUCGUUCAAUAGAGGCAAAAUAGUUCGGCAUACUCGGCCAAAAUUAUGAUUUAUUCACACCUGUUUUAACGAUAGUUAGUCCCCAAAAUUAAAACACAAUAAAUGCUAAAGAAAAGGCUGUAAAAAGUUAUAGCUUCGAAAUAUUGAAAAUAAACAUUAACAAACGUAUGCAAAUCGUAAUAUAUUAUACAAAUCUCAUUAAUUUAUAGCAAAAAUAUGAGGAUAGGCGCAGCUUUGCAUAACCCUGAGCGAGGCUUCGGGGCUUUCUUGUGAGAAAGGGUAAAAAACUGAAAAAUUAACUUUCGAUCAACUGAAUGAAUGAAAACGACACACUAUACUAAGAAAACUAGUGUGUAAUACAUAUUGUUGUAAUUUAUACCUAUAUGUAAUAUGUAAUUAUUAUGUACUAUUUUUGCUUUUUUUAGUUCCAUGACAAUUUAGUGAUCUUUUAAGUAAGGCAACUUUAAUUUGUCCCUCCUGAUUAGUAGAUCCAGUAAGCCAAUAGUUUUAAAAUGAGUGCGAGUUCUGAAAGAUUCAUCACAAAGAGAAUAAGUUUUACACAAAUAAUAAGAAUACUUAUUUAAAGACAUCCAACCUUCAAGACGAAAACGAACUUUAAUUCAAAGUUCAGCUGAACUUUGUUUAGGAUAACGAUAUCCCCUCAGUAAAACAUUCACGACAAAGCAUAUUCAGAGAAAUAGUCGCUUUAUCAUUUUGUAAAAAUACUCAGCUCAAUAAAAUAUCCAGGAUUAUUCUUGCAGUAAGAUAGCACAUAUUCUCCAGCAAGCGAUGGAGAAUAUCUCAUGCAUAGACAUCAAAUUCGCAUUAAUUAUGUAGUAACUCAAACGCAAUGUGUAAAGAGGUCAUAAAGAAAAUGCUAGAAAUAUACAUUCGUCUUUUUUGGAUUGUAGAAA
This is a messenger RNA of Topomyia yanbarensis, 4634 nucleotides long. RefSeq names its product neurotactin (gene Nrt). Bases 749 to 3343 code for a protein of 864 amino acids. The record is from RefSeq and is a predicted model, not a curated record. The transcript has 5 exons. Lineage: Eukaryota; Metazoa; Arthropoda; Insecta; Diptera; Culicidae.